GCGAGCACGGUGUGGGUGGGCUUAGGUCCUGCCCGGGAGGGCUGCUUGGUUUAUCGUUUGUGGGGGGUCUUGGCGGUGCAGGUGAGAUCAUUCGCUCAGGAAAGCAACCGUCGCCUCCUUGGGACCUGGGCGGAUUUCGUGUCUGGGCACAGCAGCUACACAGAAAAGAUGGGAGAAGAGGCCAGUGAUGACAAGAAGCCAACAACUAAAUUUGAACUAGAGCGAGAAACAGAACUUCGAUUUGAGGUGGAAGCAUCUCAGUCAGUUCAGCUGGAGCUGCUGGCUGGCAUGGCAGAAAUCUUUGGCACAGAGCUGACCCGAAACAAGAAAUUCACCUUUGAUGCUGGUGCCAAGGUAGCUGUUUUCACUUGGCAUGGCUGUUCUCUACAGCUGAGUGGCCGCACCGAGGUGGCUUAUGUCUCCAAGGACACCCCUAUGUUGCUUUACCUCAAUACUCAUACAGCUUUGGAGCAGAUGCGGAGGCAAGCAGAGAAGGAAGAAGAGCGAGGCCCCCGUGUGAUGGUAGUGGGCCCCACUGAUGUGGGCAAGUCCACAGUGUGCCGUCUAUUGCUCAACUACGCAGUGCGUUUGGGUCGCCGUCCCACUUAUGUGGAGCUGGAUGUGGGCCAGGGCUCUGUGUCUAUCCCUGGUACCAUGGGGGCCCUCUACAUUGAGCGGCCAGCGGAUGUUGAAGAGGGAUUCUCCAUCCAGGCCCCUCUGGUGUAUCAUUUUGGCUCCACCACUCCUGGCACCAACAUCAAGCUCUAUAAUAAGAUUACAUCUCGUUUAGCAGAUGUGUUCAACCAAAGGUGUGAAGUGAACCGAAGGGCCUCUGUGAGUGGCUGUGUCAUUAACACCUGUGGCUGGGUCAAGGGCUCUGGUUACCAGGCCCUGGUGCAUGCAGCGUCAGCCUUUGAGGUGGAUGUGGUUGUGGUUCUGGAUCAAGAACGACUGUACAAUGAACUGAAACGGGACCUUCCUCACUUUGUACGCACUGUGCUGCUUCCUAAAUCAGGGGGUGUGGUUGAGCGCUCCAAGGACUUCCGUCGGGAAUGUAGGGAUGAGCGUAUCCGUGAGUAUUUCUAUGGAUUCCGGGGCUGUUUUUACCCCCAUGCCUUCAAUGUCAAAUUUUCAGAUGUGAAAAUCUACAAAGUUGGGGCACCUACCAUUCCAGACUCCUGUUUGCCUUUGGGCAUGUCUCAGGAGGACAAUCAGCUCAAGCUAGUACCUGUCACCCCUGGCCGAGAUAUGGUGCACCACCUCCUGAGUGUGAGCACUGCUGAGGGCACAGAAGAGAACCUUUCUGAGACCAGUGUGGCCGGCUUCAUCGUGGUGACCAGUGUGGACUUGGAGCAUCAAGUGUUUACUGUUCUCUCUCCAGCCCCCCGCCCACUGCCUAAGAACUUCCUUCUCAUCAUGGAUAUCCGGUUCAUGGAUCUUAAAUAGAGAUCUGGAAGCCUUGCUGCCUGGGGCAUGGAGAUCUGGCCAUCACCAAAGGCAGAUGGGCUGAAGUUGUGAGAGUCUCUUGAGGCCAGGCUGACCAGUAAAUGUUGGACUAGUAAAAAGCAUAUAUUCUACCUCUUAAAACAGGAGGUGGUAUCCCAGCUGUUCUAAUCUUGAACCAAAAGGAAAACCAUGAAACUAUAAUUAUUUUCUUAGAUCACCUAAGGUGCCACUUCAAAUUCUCUAAGGCCCUGGAGAAUCCCAUUUUUUUCACUGUGUUACUAUAUAGACUAAUUUUUAGGACAUUUUUUAAAAUCACUGCUUUAUAUUCUGUAUAUAGUACUUGUAAUAGCAUUUCAUUUUUCCAGGAUGAAAGAGAAUAUUAGAAGGACUCCUUAAAAUAAAGUUCAAACUUGGGAAAAAUUAUUCUAAUAAAUAUUUUUGCUAUAUCA
Molossus molossus (Pallas's mastiff bat) is the source of this 1895-nucleotide messenger RNA. RefSeq names its product cleavage factor polyribonucleotide kinase subunit 1 (gene CLP1). The record is from RefSeq and is a predicted model, not a curated record. Gene Ontology annotation, biological process: tRNA splicing, via endonucleolytic cleavage and ligation. Gene Ontology annotation, cellular component: nucleus; mRNA cleavage factor complex. Gene Ontology annotation, molecular function: polynucleotide 5'-hydroxyl-kinase activity. Lineage: Eukaryota; Metazoa; Chordata; Mammalia; Chiroptera; Molossidae. The transcript has 3 exons. The coding region runs from base 169 to 1446 and encodes 425 amino acids.